GAUAAACAAAUAAAUAAUAAGGUAGCAACUUAUUUCUGUGGGUUAACUUUCCUUAUGGUUUCAUGAUCAAGAUGAGAGAUGGCAGGCAUUUGAAAUGUGUCCAUAAUAAUCCACAAGGAGGCCAUCUACCUGAUUAUGCUCCACAUCCAGCGACUGUAUUGAGAAUGGAAGAUGGGACAGGGCUUCUUCUCCCUAUUAUUGUUUUGGAGAUGCCAAGUGCACUGCUCAUGGCGGCUGUGCGCAAUGUCCCAAAUUGUAAGUUUUCCGAUCUAGGUGGUGGUAAAGCCAUCCUGCCAAAUUUCUUGCAGCGUUUAUUUAUUCUGUUACUGAAAAAGACAAAUGUCGGCGCCAGACCAACAAUGUAUCAAGUUGUGAAUGACAUGGUUGAGAAGAUGGGUUACACAGUUAAACUUGUUCGAGUUACCAAGAGGGUGCAUGAGGCUUAUUAUGCUCAGUUAUACCUAACAAAGUCCGACAAUGAUGCUGAGUGUAUUAGCUUUGAUCUCCCUCCUGAUGAUGCAAUCAACAUUGCUGUGAGAAGCAAGGAGAUAACUUGUCUCAAACAUCUGUUUUAUACACGAUUAACUGAUACCUCAUUAUUUUGGAGUUAACAACAUAUGCAAUGUGUAUCCUACUUCAUAUCUACCCUAAGCCGAGGACACAAGUACUACCAAUUCAUGAUCCUUCCAAUAAUAAUCUGUUCACCAUUGAUGUCCUGAUCCCACCAUGUUCUCUCCACAAACCAGUGACUUCUAGAGGCUUGUACUGUGCCCGGUACAUGACUCCUCAGUCCUUUGUUUGCUGUAGGAGAUCUCAUCCAACUUUUCAAUCGACUGUGAGAACUUCCGUAUUUGUGCCUUAUUUCUCCUAGCUGUGCUCCUCCUCCAUUCACCUUCAUCUGAUCCUAUUGUAUCAACUUUGUUUUUCUUUUUGUUAUUAUAGUUGUACAGUUCAUACCAAGUACUAAGGAUGUAAUUCAAUUCAAUCCCACCUCUAUCAACAGGUUGAGCACAAUAUAGAAAUUGUGUCCAAUGCAAUCCAUAUUUUCCUCAGUCCCCAUAGCUAUGUCCUAUUUCCUCGCUUCAAUUCAACUUUAUCAUGCCCUUGCACGAAAUGAUUGCUACAUAAUAAACCUUCUUCUGUUCAAUUGUUCUAGGUGUCAAUACUGUAGUUUAUUGGGUACACACAAUCUGUAUUUUCACAACACUACUUCAACACUAGUUCAAGUUUAAAACAAGAACACUAUGAAGUACAACAA
Molecule: messenger RNA, 1258 nt
Organism: Capsicum annuum
Lineage: Eukaryota; Viridiplantae; Streptophyta; Magnoliopsida; Solanales; Solanaceae
Product: bifunctional nuclease 1
Exons: 4
Coding region: 63-611 (182 amino acids)
Biological process (GO): protein ubiquitination
Cellular component (GO): nucleus; VCB complex
Molecular function (GO): nuclease activity
Source: RefSeq, a predicted model, not a curated record